ACGAGAAUGGAAGCCACUGGAGGACCGUAGCUGUACAGACAUACCGUGGCUGCUGCUUUUUAUCCUCUUCUGCAUUGGAAUGGUAUGUAUUCUUUUUGGAUCCAUGCAAUCUGGACUUGAUAAACCGGAAAAUUAAGUCUGUAGCACUGUGUGUCGCAGCAUGUCCAAGACAAGAACUGAAAACCCUAAGUGAUGUUCAGAAGUUUGCAGAGAUAAAUGGCUCAGCACUAUGCAGCUAUGACCUAAAGCCUUCUGAAUAUACUACGUCUUCAAAAGCUUCUGUUCUUUGCCCCAAACUACCUGUUCCAGCGAGUGCACCUAUUCCAUUCUUCCAUCGCUGUGCUCCUGUGAACAUUUCCUGCUAUGCCAAGUUUGCAGAGGCCCUGAUCACCUUUGUCAGUGACAAUAGUGUCUUACACAGGCUGAUUAGUGGAGUAAUGACCAGCAAAGAAAUUAUAUUGGGACUUUGCUUGUUAUCACUAGUUCUGUCCAUGAUUUUGAUGGUGAUAAUCAGGUAUAUAUCAAGAAUACUUGUGUGGAUCUUAACAAUUCUGGUCAUCCUGGGUUCUCUUGGUGGCACAGGUGUACUGUGGUGGCUGUAUGCAAAGCAAAGACGGUCUCCCAAAGAAGCGGUUAUCCCUGAACAGCUUCAGAUAGCUGAGGACAAUCUGCGGGCCCUCCUCAUCUAUGCCAUUUCAGCUACAGUGUUCACGGUUAUCUUGUUCCUGAUAAUGCUGGUCAUGCGCAAACGGGUUGCUCUCACCAUCGCCUUGUUCCACGUGGCCGGCAAGGUCUUCAUUCACUUGCCACUGCUAGUCUUCCAACCCUUUUGGACUUUCUUUGCUCUGGUCCUAUUCUGGGUGUACUGGAUCAUGACACUUCUUUUUCUUGGCACUGCUGGCAGUGCUGUUCAGAAUGACCAAGGCUUUGUGGAGUUCAGAGUUUCUGGGCCUCUGCAGUACAUGUGGUGGUAUCAUUUGGUGGGCCUGAUUUGGAUCAGUGAGUUUAUUCUGGCAUGUCAGCAGAUGACUGUGGCAGGAGCUGUGGUAACCUACUAUUUUACUAGGGAUAAAAGGAAUUUGCCAUUUACACCUAUUUUGGCAUCAGUGAAUCGCCUUAUUCGUUAUCACCUUGGUACCGUGGCAAAAGGAUCUUUCAUUAUCACAUUAGUCAAAAUUCCACGAAUGAUCCUUAUGUAUAUUCACAGUCAGCUCAAAGGAAAGGAAAAUGCUUGUGCUCGAUGUGUGCUGAAAUCUUGCAUUUGUUGCCUUUGGUGUCUUGAAAAGUGCCUAAAUUAUUUAAAUCAGAAUGCAUACACAGCCACAGCUAUCAACAGCACCAACUUCUGCACCUCAGCAAAGGAUGCCUUUGUCAUUCUCGUGGAGAAUGCUUUGCGAGUGGCUGCCAUCAACACAGUGGGGGAUUUCAUGUUGUUCCUAGGCAAGGUGCUGAUAGUCUGCAGCACAGGUUUGGCUGGGAUUAUGCUGCUCAACUACCAGCAAGACUACACAGUAUGGGUGCUGCCUCUGAUCAUCGUCUGCCUCUUCGCUUUCCUGGUCGCUCACUGCUUCCUGUCCAUUUACGAAAUGGUAGUGGAUGUGUUAUUCUUGUGUUUUGCCGUUGAUACAAAAUACAAUGAUGGGAGCCCAGGCAGAGAAUUUUAUAUGGAUAAAGUGCUGAUGGAGUUUGUGGAAAACAGCAGGAAAGCAAUGAAAGAAGCUGGUAAAGGAGGCGUUGCGGAUGCCAGAGAGCUAAAACCGAUGGCUUCGGGAGCAAGUUCUGCUUGAACCUAGCCGACCGUUAUGGAACCCAUUGACAUUCCAAAACAAUAUAUACACAUAACUAUGUAUUUGUGUGUGUGGCUGUGUGUAUAUAUGUAUAUGUAUGUGUGUAUGUAUAUGUAUAUGUAUAUACACACACACACAUAAUCAGCCAAAAUCAGAGAAAAGGAACAGGGAUUUAAUACCUUUUUUAUGCUUAUUUUUGUCAAACAUGUACUCCUUUCAUACGGGUGGCUUUUACAAGGCAACUGCCGUCAUUUAAUGUUUUCAAUUGUAAUUGUCUUAAUGGAAAUGUUAAGAUUCAUAUCUGAUUAACAUUUUUAAUAACUUAGAGGAGAUUUUAACUUUAGUUAUUUAAAUUAGGUAAAAAUUAUUGUACCGAAUUCUCUGUCUAAAGUUUAUUCAGGGGUGAUUUCCCUGAUGUGUGCAUAAAAUCAAGACCUUAUUUUACUGAUGCAUGAGUCCUGGUGGGACGAGACUAGGCAUAUGCUUUCAGAUAAAUAAGGAACUACCCCAAUCAGUUUUCCCCAAUCAAAGAAGCCAUGUCAUUUUCCUUUUAGAAACAUACCAGUGGACCCCAUAUGGGAGUUUUCAUAAUAGCUCAUGCGUUUGUCAGCCAACAUUAAAAAGUAACCAACUCCUCAGGUAUUUGUAGUUUACUCUAAUGCUUCUAUAAGAGAGUAGGUAAAAAAAGAAAAGGGUAGAUAAUCUUUCUUAUGCAAAUUUUUCUUAUAUUUUGUCUUUCUUUCAUUUUUGACGUUAGUAGCAUCCUCCACACGUUUGUGUGCCUGAUUUGGAAGGACGCUGGGGCUCCCAGCGAGUUUAGCCUUUAAGUUUCUGUGUCUUGGUUUGCAAACUAAGUAAUGCUGGGAGGAAUUAAAAAGGGAGAGAAACAUGGAACACAAAGCAUUGAAAAUUCCGGUGCUUGGGCUUCUGCUUCAGAGAAACUUCAGUGGCUUAGGGCUAAAUGGCCAUUUUACUCAAAUGCUUGCUAUAAAAUCUGAAAACAUACUGGCAGGUGCUCCUCUCCUUGGCAAUUCAUUAAGUAUCCAGAAUUCUACGAUGUUUAACUGAAGAAUUGGUUAAUGUUUUUGAUCCUCAAGUGUUGAACGUUCUUUGUGUUUGGGGAUGGGUUUCGUGGGAUUUUUUUUUUUUAAUUCCUGAAGCUUACCAGAUAUGAAUGGCUAAUAUUCCAUUGUUCUGCUUAUUGUAAUGGUGAAUGCUUUAAGAAAAAAAGUGUAAUUUGCUAAGAAUAAUUCAUGAUCUGUUUAUGCGAUAACUCCUUUUUGUUACAAUUUUUUUAAAAAAAGCUAUUUUUGUUAAUGUAAAGUAAAUAUUUCAGAGCAGAUUUUUUAAACUUAUUGCACUAAAUACAGGCUCUGUACAAAAAAAAAAAAAAGCCUCAUCAUUUUAUCAUUCCAUGGAAGGAGAAUCUUUUGAAAGAAAGCAUUGCCUCCUACCAGAAUUAGACAGUGAAUUAGAGCGGUAUUAUGGAAAUGCAUAAUUAAUGUCACUUGGGCUUAAUAAGCAGCUGUUUGCUAAUGUGCUUCCUUUUAAAGGGUUGGACCUUUAAAUUGCUGCAAAAGGUAAAUUGUAUUUUUUUUUUCCAAGUAUCCGUGUUCUUUACUCUAGCUAGGCUAAAAUUUGCUAAAUGCCUCGGUUUCUUUUCAAAGCUUAUGUAAUAUUUCUGAUUUUUCAGAAUAUUUGCAAUAAGACUCUGGUUUUUUUUUUUUUUUUUUUUCAUAAGAAACAAGAGUUCAUGUCUUGGCAAGAUCUCAGAAAAUAACAUUGUGAGACUAGCUAUUUUGAAACAGUAAUUCUCCAGAAGUUAACAUCUAACAUCUGAUGUCACUAAAUGGUAUCAUUGUGCUCUUUUAUAUCGUUUGAAAUGGAAUAAAUAUAAUUAUGGAACUAACAAUUAUCCAAAUAGGCGAGAGAGCAAAUCAUGUAAGAAAAUUCAGAAUACCUUCUGUUUCAUAGCCACACAGAUUUUGGACAUUAAGAAACAUUGGGAACUAAAUUUAGGCUUGGCAAAAGUCUGGAAGAUGGGUAUCAAAACAGAAGACAUUCCAGGAGCUAGUUAUUUUAGGAGGUGACCCUCCAAAGUGACCUGAUGGAAGUCUUGAAUUUGGAAAUUAGGUUCUGCUCACUUGGACAUCCCAGCACCAUGGACGCUUGCUGCUCCCUGUUCCGUUUGCUCGCAGCCUCAGCUAUUUGGAAGCCACCAGGAAUGCUUUCUAAUUAUCAUUUGCAACUAGAACUGUAAUCAGAAAGAAAUUUUGUAUUUUUGUAUAACUUGACUGUGUGCCAUUUUAUAUAACAGGUCCUGUUUUACAAAUAAAUUUCGUUUUACUAACAUUGUGUUUAGAAAUUAUGAUCUAUGUGUAACCAUGUCGUUUGAGUUCCAAAUUAAUUGCCAAGCUGUCUCCCCUAAGUGAAUAUGUGCCAUCUAGGCGGAUAUAUGCAGGUAUGCAUAUAUAUUACACAGGCACACACAGAGAGAUAUUUGAUUUAUAGAAUAUCCCUCUUACGAGCUUCAUUCCUUGCUUCCUCUUAGAAGGCCUCAAAGAGGCUUCUGAGCGACAUCUGGAUGUUUUGAGGUUGUUUGGAUAGUCUUGCUGCCGCUUUCAUUUGUCACGAGUCAUUCUUCAGCUAGUGCUGGGCUGCCUUAUUGCUCACUGCCUCCAUCUCUGCCCAAGUGAGAAGAAUAGAUGAAGAGCAGAAAUUAUCUGUGAAGUAUGGUUACCUGAAUAACUUUAUAAACCAUUGACUCUUUGUUGUGGCUUCUCUCUUUUUCUGUGGUGGAUCUUCAAAACUAUGUUCAGGACUCCCGUCUCCAGAGUUACAGUUAGAAUCCUCUGUUGUAAAUGAGGAUCACGGUGAGCAGAGGCUCGUGAUGGUUCCUGCCCAUCGGAAAACUAAAGCUCUGGUGCCUGACUGAGACUUUCUGGGCUCCUGCCUCAGGAGUAAGCUCUCCCAUAUAUGAUGUGAGAGCGAAGAGGUUAUGUUUCAGUAUAAAUCCAAGAGGCCUGUCUUCUAGGGGAGGCUUACCAAUGCGUUAGGUAAACAUUAGGAAUUUAGACAGUGCACUGAGAUUGUAUAAUCCUUACACGGAUGAACAGAGCUCAAAGCAAGUUGUUCCUUUAAACCAUUUAAUGCAAUGUUUAAUGUUUAAGGAUUAAAGCUUUUAUCCUAUCCUAUAGCAUUAUUAAGUCCUAAGUUACUGCAAAUUUAAGUAGCUUAACUGUGUGUUGGUCUCUGAACUUUUUCCAUAAUGGUCGGGGAGGGCACUCAUUGAGUCUGUUUAAAAAUUAUGCUGGAAAUAAGUCUUUCCUUUGUAGAGAUGCUCCCUUCCUCUUACUUUUUCAAUGAAGGGCAUUAAGCUGUGGAUUCUCAAAAUCACUAACCUUGGUAUCUGCCAAGGGCUCCCUUGUCUUCCCAGGGUAGUUUCAGGUUUUCAUCCCAGUAUGAGCUAGUGAGGAGUGACCCCUUCCUUUACCGUGGUCCUGAGCUGCUUAAAACCAGAGUAAUACUCCUCCCACCCUCUUCCUGAAAACAGCUAUGGAAGCUACAGGCACCAAAUAUUUGUGAGGCCAUGUUAGUGCCCCCAAGGCCUCAGCCAUGUCCACCAGGCACUUACUACUAGGCAGUGAAGGCCGUUCAGGAGGUCUCCUGGCCUGCAAAGUAGAAUUCUGGGGUCCGUUCCAAUACUAGAGCUGCCAGUUAUGGUGACCUGAACAUUGUAUUUUAUUUUUGGUCAGUAACCUCACUUGAAUUUUUGGAGUUUCUAGUAGCCUUAACAUAGCCUUUGAGAAGUUUCCUUCAGAAAGAUCUUUAUAAGCUUUUACCUUUCAAUAAGUUCUCUAUGGCUUUUUCUUUUUUUUUUUACUACCACUUAAGAAAACAAAAACAAAAUCUCAAGAGUCUGGUGGCUUAUCAGUGUACCUGCCACAGUGAAUUUCUGUAUUCUUUUGAUAUAUUCCAUCUGACAGAUAAAAGUGCACACUAAUGGCUUGCCUAGAGUUGUUAAGAUGUGGUCUGUGAAUAUAUAUUGGAAAACUGUGGGUUCAGAAGUAAAUGCAUAAAGCAGAGCUUUGUGUAUUAUAUAUUCACCAUGUAGAAUGCCUUUUGCUUUAAAUGCAUAUUCAUGUAUCCAUGUACUAAGGAGUACAUGUUAGCCCAUUUGAAAAGCAGGCGCUCUGUAUGUACAGGGGCUGCUUUCAGAAUUAGCUCAUCUGUUUAAUGGCACACAGCCCAGACUGUGAAAGAGCAGGGCCCUUGAAUGUGCCAGGAGAAAACGGGAAGCUAGCAAACAUAGACAACAAAAUUAAAGAGUAAACAUGUUGUCUACACCUAAAAAUUUAAAAUAGCACACUUCUCCCCCAUUCACAUUUCAUAAAUUUGAGCCAAAUUCUUACUCUCCAAGUUUUCAUUUACGAGGAAAAUUUUCAUCCAAGAUUGAAAUCUCUGAAAAUUCUUUCUUAUAAAAAAACUUCAAUGCAAAGUUUUUAAACUUGAGAAUUUCUGUGGAAAACCUUUCUUUCCUAAAGAAAUACUAGAGGACCCUUUCUUACUUCCCAUGUCCUUGAUUUUUUAUACGUGUAAAAAAAGACCAAUGUUGCUUCCAUUUCAAUAUCACAUAAACAGUUAUCACUUUUGUAAAUUAAAUGGGCAGGAUUUAAGGUUGAUAUGUUCUUAAGGAAUUCAUUAGUAAAUUUGUGGAAAAGACGUGAAAUUGUUAGAGACCCAAAUAUUAGGCUAUUUUACUCAGUUCUGACACUCAGUUUUACAACUUAAAUGAUUUCCUGAGGAAUAAACACUGUAGACUAGGGAAUUCAGAGUAGUAAAGCUUUCAGGUUAUUCGUGGUCUAGUCAAGAUCUAGUUGAGCAUGAAAAUGUUGUAAUUUCCAAGUGUUUCAGAAACUUUUCACUUUUAUUUGCUAAGACCUGGAUUUAAUAUUUGAUAUUCAAAAGCAGGUUCUUAAUCUUUUGAGGGGACCAAGGGCUCCUUUGAGAAAGCUUAUAGGAGCAAUGGACUAUCUUUCAAAAUCACAUAGCCUACCUAUGAACAUUUAAAGUACGAAUAGAAUUUCAGGGCCCUCAGACUGCCAGCCUUCACCCCACCGUCCUGUCCCCUCAGGAACCUGUGAACACAAGUCAGAGGCUGCUGUAAAGCUGGCUUGAUAAUGUGUUUUGAAAUGAAGUCGUGACUGGGCCUCCACUGAAGAUGGUACUUACCCACUUCAGACAGGGAGUCAUUUUUGUAACUUGAAAACUUGAAUUUAGUACCAGCUAAAUGAAACCACACUAAUCUAAAUGAAUACCAGAACGGUCAUCACUGGAUCUUUAAAAACGAUAAGAUUUCUUUCCUUGGAGAUGUGAGGAUGUGUGUGUCCUGGGAUGAAUUUUUGAUUAGAUACCAAAGUAUUUGCAAUGGACAAGAAAAUCCAAGGAGAAAUGAAUAGGGAAUCUCUGUAAUUCUCCAUCUACCAAAACAUUUGAUUAUAAUUGUCGCUCACAUAUGACAUCUAUGACAUAGUGUUAUCGGUAGAUCACUGUCUAAAAAUGUAUCAGUCAAGGUUGACUGAGAGCAUUCGAAGAUGAUGAUAAAGUAGCAAACUCAGUGUAGUUCAUAGCUGACAAAAAUUUUCUUAGUGGAAAGCAGAUGCCGGGAUCGGGGGGAGAAAUUCAAAAGUUUUUCUCCUUGUAUAAAUCAGGGAGGUGUUUCCUCCUGUUUUGAGUGUUUUCCAAUCAGCACUAGAGCAGCCUUAGACCACUGCCCUUGGGCCUGUGUCUCCACUCCCCACAUCCAGCUCACCUUCCUUCUUUAGGGAGCAUGUGGAUUUCUUCACAUUUACACCUUAGUAUUAGGUAAGGGUGCUGCUUCUAUAAGAGGGCUGUCUGGGCCCUUGAAAAGGCAGGUAGACAUCCUUAAAGGAGUUUGAAGAUUUUUAAAGAUUUGAUCCCAGUGGGUCAUGACUUAAGAGUCUGACAUCAAACCGUUAUCUACAUUUUCAAGCUGAAGAAAGCAGUGGAAAUGUCAUAAUUGGCUAGUGAAGGAAGUAGAAAUAAAAGUCGGCUCCCCUGCCCACCCCACAUCCCCAGAAGAGCUUUAGCGAGCCUUCCACAGUAGCAGAAGGAGAGACCACGGGUGGAAGUUCCCAUCUUGGGUUGAAAAGGGCCUAAGUCCAGUGUAAGUACUACCUUUAAUAAUGUCUUUUUGUCAUGGAAGUGUAUCACCCAAGGAAACGUCCUGACUUUCACAUACGAAUCUGAUCCACCCAUCCCAUCAGCUGGGGCAUUGGUUUGAUUUAGCUAUUUUUUGAGGAAUAUGUGUCAAACCAUUCCAUGUGAGCAAAGUGAGCAUUGGAAGGAAGACUUGAGGAAUAAAUGGGCACAGCAUCCUGCAGACCAUUCUCACUGCCACUAGACAAUGUGAGCACUCACUUCGUUUACUUCGUUUAGGUAAUUCGUAGGAAUGAAACAAUAACCGGACAGCUUUGGGACUGAUGGUUCGAGUGAAUUUUCCCCAUCCUCUGGGUUCUAGUAGUGUGUGCUCAGAACUUCCUUUUGGCCCUCUUGUUUUUGCUCUUUUUGACUGUUCUGAUUUUCAAAGACAUCAUGGGGGGAAAUCAGCUUUCUUCUACUAUAUUGCCUUAGUGCUAGUAGAUUCUGUUGUCAUUGAGUUUUUCUGAUUUCUUCCAUCCUAAGAGGAUACUGGGAACUCCAUAGUGAAGUUUCAGUUAUACUGUCUCAGAAUAUUCGUGACCACUGAACACACUUCUAGUAGAUGAAGUAAAUUCAGCUGGGGUCUUAGCUGAUUCAGUUUGUUACAAAUAACAAACAGGUAGGGAAAAAAGUGUGGAGGGCACCUAACAAAAUGAUAGGGGACCUGGGAAAACAACCAAAGACAAAAGCAUAUCUUCUGAAGACCAAAGGUCCAACUUUAAGUACUUCCUGGCACGACCCUUCUGAACUCCUAAGUCUAGAGCAGGCUCCUAGAAUAAAGCAGCCGAGUUUUAAAGAUCAGUCAAUGCAAAGGGACCUGCUAUCCAUCUCUCAGGCUCUGAGUCUUCACAUCCACUGUCAGAUCCAGCCCAGUGUAUGGAGGGGAUAGGAACAGAAAACACCCACCACUGUGUUUCAGCUUCUCACUGCUGUGGAAUCCAGCAUAAGAAGGAUGUUGUGAUGCCGCAUAUUUCUCAAACUGAUGCCUAUUUUGUCUGUUUAUUUUAUUUGGGGUUUUUUUUUUGGAGGGGGGUUCCAUUUGCAUCCUAUUUCAUAGUGUCAAAAUGAAUUUUUGUAUCAUGUCCUGUCUUUGCCCAUGAUGAACUGUAGGAUCACGGUUAAGCCUUCCAUGAAUUCCCUAGUUUGGGAUCUUUCACCCUAGCAUUAUUCUGAGUUUUUCCUUAUUAUUAUUUCCUUAUUACAGUGUCACUACACUGUCUUCAGUUGGGAAAACAAACAUGUAGGUGCUUGAACAUGCCCCACAGACACAGUCGUAGCCCUAGUAUUUGUGACUGUCUCUUGACACAGUGCAGACUUUACAAACAGAGUGUUAUGCUCUCAGAGGACUUUAAAAAUAUGUAUAUUAAGCAAUUAACUUUCUGGAGUUAUCAAAUCUUGCUGGGAAAUUAACUUCCAAGAGCUCUGAAUUGGGUGGAAUUCCAUCUCGCUUCAGAGUACAAUGAGCCUAUAUGAAAUGGAGCUUUGAAAUGUUUUCCUUGUGCAGAAAUAUGAACUAGAAAAAAAAAGUGCUGAUCUAAUGCUAAGUUUCCUGUGUACUGACUCAGUUGCCAGAAUUAUAAUGAAAACUGUAUUUUAGUCUAACAAAUGUAUAGAAUUUUUUUAUGUAAUAAAUAAAAUUUUAUAGGAAAGAA
Messenger RNA from Vicugna pacos (alpaca), 9661 nucleotides. NCBI's taxonomy places the organism in Eukaryota, Metazoa, Chordata, Mammalia, Artiodactyla, Camelidae. The record is from RefSeq and is a predicted model, not a curated record.